CAAUAUUCUACCCUUUUCAGAAGUGUACACUCAUACACUCUCCCUCGGAGUGGUGUGAGGAAUAUGGGGGAGGGUCUGUUAGAAGUUAGUAUGGGACUAGGAGUGGAACCUCCCUCCAGCCAUGCUUGUACCAAUCCAAUACUUUAUGCCUGCUUGAGUAGAGUGAACAAGUGCAUACUUCUGUAGAGAGGAAGCUCAAUGGAAACAUUUAUUUGUACAGUGACAAAGGCUGGAACAGAAACCUAGUUAAUAGAAGAAAUAGGCUACGUACCAAUAUUCUACCCUUUUCAGAAGUGUACACUCAUACACUCUCCCUCGGAGUGGUGUGAGGAAUAUGGGGGAGGGUCUGUUAGAAGUUAGUAUGGGACUAGGAGUGGAACCUCCCUCCAGCCAUGCUUGUACCAAUCCAAUACUUUAUGCCUGCUUGAGUAGAGUGAACAAGUGCAUACUUCUGUAGAGAGGAAGCUCAAUGGAAACAUUUAUUUGUACAGUGACAGGUAUCGACAGCUACUGUAGAUGAUACUGGGACCAGGUGAUUUUCAGGAACAUCAGUCAAAAUGCAUAUAAGAUAUGCAUAUUUCCUACUUUUUUUAGUAGUGGUUGUGGGAACGACGAUCUGCUGGUUGGUCUUCUCAUACGAUGCCGUGUCUCUCAAACAGGUGCCUCCCCAUGUUGUGCUGAAUGACAGAUUACAGAGCAAGCAAGUCAAACUGAUGGAACCAGUGAGGACUGACGUGCUGACUGUAACCCCGUGGCUGGCUCCUAUAGUCUGGGAAGGGACUUUUGACCCCCAGGUCAUAGACACGGCCUUUAUUUCACAACACCUCACCAUCGCUACCACUGUGUUCGCUGUAGGGAAAUACAUUCGUUUUCUCCGGGACUUCUUAGAGUCAGCUGAGAAGCACUUCAUGGUGGGGCUGGACGUGCACUACUACGUAUUCACCGACCUGCCCGGCGACGUGCCCGACAACGUGACUCUGGGUGUCGGCAGACUGCUCAGCAUUGUGAAGGUGCAGAAGUUCGACCGCUGGCAGGAGAUAUCCCUCCGCCGCAUGGAGCACAUCCAGACUGCCAUUAAGGAUCAAAUCCACCGGGAGGCGCACUACAUCUUCUGCAUGGACGUAGACAUGAGGUUCCACGGCCGUGUGGGGCCCGAAGCUCUGGGGAGACUGGUGGCCGCCAUCCACCCCUGGUUCUACACGUACACCCGGAACCAGUACCCUUACGAGCGACGGACCGUCUCCAAAGCCUACAUACCCUUGGACCAGGGAGACUUCUACUACCAGGCCAACAUAUUCGGAGGAAUGUUGGAGGAUAUUCAGCGGCUGACCAAGACGUGCAGGGAGCACCUGGAGGUUGAUAAGUCAAAGGGUGUGGAGGCUGUGUGGCAGGAAGAGAGUCACCUGAAUUGGUACCUGUUGAGGAACAAGCCCACCAAGCUCCUGUCACCGGAGUAUGUGUGGGAUGACGCUAAAGAACAGGCUGCGAAGGAGAUAAAAUUGGUCCGCUUCUCCUCUGUCAUUAAGGACAAGGAAGAGGUCAGGGAUAACCUUUGAGAGAAGAGGAGAGAAAUAAUAUUUGUCUUUGACAAGCUGCAGGGAAGAGAGGAGAAAAGUGGAGAGGAUGGAAGGAGGAGAGGAAAGAGGGAAGGAGGAGAGGAAAGAGGGAAGGAGGAGAGGAAAGAGGGAAAGAGGAGAGAGAACUUUAAUACAGACCGUUACUUUGCCUGGUUUUAUUUUAUAUUUUUGCACACUGCACUUUUGGUUCAGUGAAAUAUGGGUUUGUUCUUGUUUAGUGUCUUUGUGACAUAGGCUAUGCUCGAAACGACACCCUAGAACUACUGGUUAAGAAGUGCACUCAACUCAGACUUAGCUAUCUUUACUUUAUGUACAAUGGGCUCCAUCAUUUUUGGCAUGUUUGAUAAAGAUGAGAAAAAAAUAUUGUAUAAAAUAAAUAAUACUAUAUUUUAAGCCUAUGCUCCAUAAAAUUGGGUAGUUAUAUUAUAAUAAUACAAUUUCUCAGAGAAAGAGAUUUUGUUAAACAAUUAAUAAUGAAAAAAGAUAUGGGUUGAAAUGAUCAGGACCUCUGUUUUCAGUACUCCAGCACCCUGCCCUUGCGAGGAUAACGACACUGAGCCUUUGAUAAAGGUCACGCGUGUCACGUCCUGGCCAGUAUAGAGGAUAUUUUGUUAUUGUAGUUUGGUCAGGACGUGGCAGAGGGUAGUUGAUUUAUGUAUUACGGGGUUUUUUGGUCACUGGUUUAUGUUUGUAUUUCUAUGGGCAUGUUCUAGGUUAGUUUUUCUAUGUGUAGGUUGGGUGCUGGACUCUCAAUUGGAGGCAGGUGUUUCUAGUUGCCUCUGAUUGGGAGUCCUAUAAGUAGGUGUGUGUUUUGUUUGUUAUUUGUUAGCACUGCUUUUUGUUGAGCCUGCUACUCUGUUCCUGUCGUUAGUUUGUUGAUUGUUUUUUCGUGGUGUUCUCAUUUUUAUAAUAAAUAUGUUGAGCACGUAA
Messenger RNA from Salmo salar (Atlantic salmon), 2507 nucleotides. Its product is annotated as globoside alpha-1,3-N-acetylgalactosaminyltransferase 1. Gene Ontology annotation, molecular function: hexosyltransferase activity. The record is from RefSeq and is a predicted model, not a curated record. Gene Ontology annotation, cellular component: membrane; Golgi apparatus; vesicle. Gene Ontology annotation, biological process: carbohydrate metabolic process. Lineage: Eukaryota; Metazoa; Chordata; Actinopteri; Salmoniformes; Salmonidae.